Messenger RNA from Cyclocybe aegerita, 1503 nucleotides. The record is from the annotation of a GenBank genome assembly. NCBI's taxonomy places the organism in Eukaryota, Fungi, Basidiomycota, Agaricomycetes, Agaricales, Hemipholiotaceae.
AUGAACACACACAUAAUUCGCACUAUCUUGCUGAACACGGUUCUGAGAGUGUACCUCCAUCGGAGCAUAUGCCUCUGUUCCUUCUUCGCUUUACUCCCUGUUCCUCUGUCAGGGUUUGACCGCGACCUAAUACGCCAGUUCGGCAUUAUUCUUGGGAUAAUACUCGCCCACCAUAUUGCCAGCGCCUUCCAGUUCAUCAGGACUAAAAUCAAUCUCUAUGUCGAUCUUGUCCUCCUGCUUGUCGAAAUAAGCGUGCUCGGCUUCAGCACCCUCGAUUAUACGAGGUCCUAUGUUGACCGAUGGUCUUCUCAAGUGGAGAUCGGUUACGUGUCCUUGAAUUGGUCACUUCUGGGGUUCCUUGCUCUUCUGGCAGCCCCACGGAUUGCAACCAUCGUCAAAAACAAAGGCCAACUCCGAAUGGGUAUGAGUUUUGACAUAUUGAUCAAUUCUAAGAUCGACAACUGCGAUGGAAUCCAACAACGUCAAGCGCCCAGCGCGCCUAAUAUUCUCAUAGGACGGUCCAUCUGGCGUAAAGUCAUUGCAGGCGAGAGCAAGACUUUGACACGUUUAAGAGGCACCUUCGCGGUCGUUCUUGCUCUUGCGGUCGCUGGCUUCUCUAUGGUCCAUAUCAUCUUGGAACCGGUCAGGGAGACUGCACUCACACCCGUCAAAGAGCUCCGCGUCCUUGACUUGCCUUGGGAUUUCGAAAAUGAGCCUCCAAGCUGGAAUGUAGUGGUGUUUCGUGUGGUUGCGCCUGGAUCUUCCAACGUCCGAUCCGACUCCAGGGUUGACAGCGCGAUGGCUCUAAACUCUGUGCAAAUGUUGGCCAGUCUCACAAAUGGCACUUCGCUGGCUGUCGAUCGGACAAUAGCAACCCCGGUCAUACCUCCCGGCGUCAACUUGAUGGGUACUGUGAAGACCGAGCUCCGGCAAGUCUAUAAGGAAUCAGCAGCUCCUGCAUUCGGACUUUUCGGGUCUUCUCACAUGUUCGUGAUAGGAAGAAUGCUCAAUGUGCUUCCAGAUCCCGAAGCCUCUUUCCUUCCCAAUGGCAGGAAUAUAUCCACGUUCCGAGUGUUCCCUCAGGUGGAUCUCUCGGAACUGAGAAUUGUUCUCGACGGCCUGGAGUCAUCCGUGCUGAAGGGAUUCUCCGCUGUCGGCGGCCUGUGGACAUUCUUGAGCGGCAUAUUUACCAUCAUCUCCGGGGCGUCGGCCCGUCGCUCAUGCGGCUUGUAUACGCCCUUGUCUGUCUUUGGACUGGCACAUACCUUCCAGACAGAAAAGAUACGCCGUGAAUGUGUCAAACAGUAUCCCAAGCUCUUGGAAGAGGAUCAAGUCCCACAAGAAGAAAGAGGGCUGCUUAAACUGGUUCGCGAUCACAUCAUUGAGCUCUAUCCCUUAGACGAAGAGGAUAUGAAGUUCGAAUCACGACCCUCUCCCCAAUAUGAAAGGAACGAUGCGCAGCUUGAAAGUGGCGCGGCCGCUGGUGAGGCAGAAACCGCUUAG